This is a messenger RNA of Schizosaccharomyces cryophilus OY26, 846 nucleotides long. Its product is annotated as RNA-binding protein. The transcript has a single exon. Gene Ontology annotation, biological process: mRNA catabolic process; negative regulation of translation. The coding region runs from base 1 to 846 and encodes 281 amino acids. Gene Ontology annotation, cellular component: CCR4-NOT complex; P-body; CCR4-NOT core complex. The record is from RefSeq and is a predicted model, not a curated record. NCBI's taxonomy places the organism in Eukaryota, Fungi, Ascomycota, Schizosaccharomycetes, Schizosaccharomycetales, Schizosaccharomycetaceae.
AUGGAAUCUCCCACGUCUUAUGAACCAGCUCUGGUUUAUGAAUGGAUUAUUCAGAUUGUUUCGGGUACACAACGCGAAGAAGCAUUGGUAGAAUUAUCACGUAAACGCGAGCAAUACGAAGAUCUUGCUUUGAUCCUUUGGCAUUCUUAUGGCGUUAUGACUGCAUUAUUACAAGAAAUCAUCAGUGUUUACCCACUUCUUAAUCCCCCUACAUUAACAGGACCGACAUCGAAUCGUGUUUGUAACGCGUUAGCUUUACUGCAGUGUAUCGCCUCUCACCCGGAAACCAGAAUCCAUUUUUUGAACGCUCACAUCACACUCUUUUUGUACCCUUUUCUUAAUACCCUAUCCAAGUCAAAACCGUUUGAGUAUCUUCGGUUGACCAGUUUAGGCGUCAUUGGUGCCCUUGUAAAAAACGAUUCCCCAGAAGUCAUCAAUUUUCUUCUCUCUACUGAAAUCAUUCCUCUGUGCCUUCGUAUCAUGGAGAACGGUUCUGAGCUCUCCAAAACAGUUGCCAUUUUCAUUGUCCAAAAGUUCCUGUGCGAUGACGUCGGCUUGCAAUAUAUCUGUCAAACCUAUGAAAGGUUUUAUGCCGUCGCUUCUGUUCUAAAUAAUAUGGUUUUGCAGCUUGUGGAUUCUUUUGCUUUCCGCUUACUUAAACAUGUUAUCCGUUGCUACCUUCGUUUAAGCGACAAUCCUCGUGCAAGAGAAGCUUUGCGCCAUUGCUUGCCUGAACCACUCCGUGAUGCCACUUUUGCCCAUGUGUUAAAAGAUGACCACAACACCAAGAAGUGUUUGGCUCAAUUGUUAAUCAACUUGUCUGACGUGGCUGUAGUAAAUCCCUAA